AUGUCUGAAAAUCUUGAAGUCGAAGACUCUACUGAGAAUAACAUUUCCAAACUAGAAUCACACAUUCUUGACUUAAACAAAAAUGCUAUGGCAAAUUUAGAUGAUCCAAAAGAAUCUCUUCAGCUUUUGCAAAAAGCUGAAAAAAUUCUACUCGACGGGACAAAUCCUGAUAUUAGUAGAAUGCAAAAUCGAUUAAAAUUAACUGCAAUCACAUUCAAUAAUUUCGGCUGUCACUAUAAACGAAUCAAACAGCCCAAUGUGGCUCUAUUCUAUUUGAAGCAAGCAUUCAAACUGGAAGUGCAAACUUAUUCAGACCCUGCAGCAAUUGCAUCAACUCAGCUUAAUAUUUGUGCAAUUAAUUCACAACUGGGAAAGCAUGAUAUAGCGUUGAGCUACGCAAAGCAAGCUUUAAGCUUGCUAACUCCCUCUCAACCGUGAGAGAACAAAAUUUUGUCGCUCACGGAGGGAUUAGUUUUUUUAAAAAUUUAUAUAUUAAUUUUACAAUAAAUUUUUUUUGGGAAUUCAUAUUUCUUAAAAUUUGAGAGCAAAUAUUUAUUUAAUUUUUGAAUUUAUGUUUUAAAAUGCAAGCUGUUUAAAUAAACAGAUUAGCAGAGAUUUCACUAUUCCAAUUAUCACUUAUAAAUCAAAUAUUUUUUUCAUAAAAAAUUAUUAUAUUAUUAAAAAAAUUUUUUGAUCGCUCACAGAGGGUGAGUUUUUAGGCAAAAAAUAGGGAUUUUUCCAAUAGUUUUGUUUUUUUAAAAUAGGGGAGUAAGGGAUUUGGAAAAUAAUGAUGAGAAUUUAGCUGAAAAUUCUAUAACAACGCUGGUUGUUGCUCAUUAUAACAUUGGCGUGGAAUCAGAGUAUCUCCAAAAAUUUGAUUCAGCUUUGGAACAUUAUCAAAAAGGCUAUGAUUUCUCUAUAAAGCACUUACCGUUUCAUCGGUUAGUUUUUUAAAAAUUAUUAAGGACUUAGAGACAUUUAUAAAGAUAGAGCUUCGAAAAUUAAAAUUUUUAUUUUAAGUCAGUGGAUUAGGACCCAGUAACCAAUUAACUGAAAAUUUGUGAAACAGUCUGAUGCAGUUGAACAAAAGGCAUGGAGCUAUUAAUAAUUUCCUCCAAACUCGCCAAACCAAAAGAGAACUUGGAAGAGUGAUUCCUCAUAACAUAACACCACUUAUUAAGACAAGAAAACCAGAAAUUCUAGAUACUUUUUCAAGGUUGAAUAGCCCAGGGCUCCGAAAAUCUCCAUUACCGAAUGUAAGAUCAAGAAAAAGAAGUAGCCCAGAAGUGAAUUUGAAUCAUAGCUACCAUUAUAACCCUGGCAAUUUUCUACCUUUAUCAGGCUCACCAAUUGAGAGGAAAAAAAUUAUUGAAAUUGGGAUUGAUGGGACAUAAUUAUAAAAUGGCAACAUUUGUAGGGUUCGAUUUGCCAAUUGGCACUACUCACUUUACGUUUUAUAACUAAAGCUUUGUUUUAUAUGUGAUUUAUAUCCAGGCAAAGACAGGUAAGCACCGGGAUGGAUAUGUCUGCCCUCCAGCAUGUCCCAAGGGAAUGUGAGUGUGAAAGGCAAGUAAGACAGAAGUCGCUCACACAUAAACCAUCAAAGGCGUGAAUAUCGCCUCCAAGUGUGCUCUGGCUAUCGAAGCAGGCUGAUCUAGCGGCCUGUAAGCCCAACAUGUGGAAAAUGGUGGAGGUUCUGUGUUGUCUAACCCUUGGUGGAUGUUAAGGGCUGUCAGCAUAAGUUACGUUGAGAUUGGUGGGACACGGAAAUAUCUAGACGCAACUAGACGACUAAAACUGUACUGUUCUAAGUAUCUUAAUUAA
This is a messenger RNA of Blepharisma stoltei, 1824 nucleotides long. The record is from the annotation of a GenBank genome assembly. NCBI's taxonomy places the organism in Eukaryota, Ciliophora, Heterotrichea, Heterotrichida, Blepharismidae.